Molecule: messenger RNA, 3815 nt
Organism: Spinacia oleracea (spinach)
Lineage: Eukaryota; Viridiplantae; Streptophyta; Magnoliopsida; Caryophyllales; Amaranthaceae
Product: kinesin-like protein KIN-12F
Exons: 15
Coding region: 178-3585 (1135 amino acids)
Biological process (GO): microtubule-based movement
Molecular function (GO): ATP binding; microtubule binding; microtubule motor activity
Source: RefSeq, a predicted model, not a curated record
UCAACGGUCAUCUUCUCUGCAUCCCCCCUUCUUCUUCCCUCUUUCCUCACAUUUUGAACUCAAAAUUUCAAAAACUCACUCUCUUCCUCUCUCAAAUUCUGUUUUUCUCUCUCCUAACACCGUAACACGAAACUCUUAACAGCAGAUAACAUCAACUCAAAAAAAUUGAGCAAAAAAAUGUCGAUGAGUUCAGUUAGAAAUCUGCUCAACAUAUCUCUCUCAUCGAAACGGCAAUCGAGUUUGAAGAGAUCACCACUAUCCACCGUGAAAUCGCAUUCUUUCACCGACGAAAAUGUACCUCCAGUUGAUCCCAACAUUCAACCAAUUGAACCCCAAUUUCCCCUUUUAUCAAACCCUAAAAAAUCACCCUCUAAGCUCUCAUUUUCUCACAGUAAAGUUCUUAAAUCUUCCAGAUCAGACCCAAUUCAGGAACAUUCUACUGCUCCUGAUCCCCCAGUUAAGGUGGUGGUGAGAAUUAGACCCAAGACUGUUAAUGAAAAGUUAGGCGAUCCGACAAUCAGGAAAGCUUCUGAGGAUUCCGUGUCCAUCGGUGACCGGGAAUUUAGUUUUAAUUCGGUUCUUGAUUCGACUUCCAAGCAGGAAGACGUUUUCGACUUAAUUGGUGUCCCAUUGGUGAAGGAUGCAUUAGCAGGAUAUAAUGCUUCCAUAUUGUCUUACGGGCAGACUGGAAGUGGUAAGACUUACACAAUGUGGGGGCCGCCGAGCGCCAUGGUCGAGGGUCAGUCACCUAGUACUCAGCAGGGAAUUGUACCGCGUAUCUUCAAGAAGUUGUUUAUUGACAUUGAGAGAGAAAAGGACAAUUCUGACGAUAAACAGAUAAAUUAUCAGUGCCGUUGUUCAUUUCUUGAGAUAUAUAAUGGACAAAUUGGGGAUUUACUUGAUCCCACACAGCGAAAUUUGAAGAUAAAGGAUGAUGCCAAGAAUGUGUUUUAUAUUGAGAAUUUGACUGAGGAGUAUGUAACAAGCUACGACGACGUUACUCAAAUUUUGAUCAAGGGGCUUUCUAGUCGAAAAGUUGGUGCUACAAGCAUAAAUUCUAAGAGUUCUAGAUCUCAUAUUGUAUUUACCUGUGUAAUUGAAUCCUGGUGCAAGGAAACUCCAUCAAGUAACAUCAGCAGUUCAAAAACUAGCCGAAUCAGCUUUAUUGAUCUUGCUGCAAUGGGAAGAGAUAAACAAAUUGAUGCCGGAAGAGAGUUUGAAAGGGAACGAAAAGAACUGAAGAGUUCUUUGUCACACCUUGGGCACUUGGUAAAUAUCUUAGCAACAGGAACUCAACCAGAUGAUCUUAUGUACAGAGAUUCCUGUUUGACGCAUUUACUACAACAAUCACUUGGUGGCAAUGCCAAACUCUCUGUCAUCUGUAACAUAUCUCCUGAUAUAAAAAAUUAUGUUGAGACACUGAGCACACUCAGGUUUGGGCAACGAGUAAGAUCCAUUCAAAACAAGCCAGUCAUUAAUGAGAUAACAGAAGAAGAUAUGGAUGAUCUAACGGAUCAAAUCCGUCAGCUUAAGGAAGAACUUAUCAGAGCAAAGCUAAAUGUUCCCUCAGCUGGCUCAGAGAAUGGACAGUUAGCAGGGAGAAGUAUUCGUGAAAGCAUGAAUCUACUGAGAAUCAGCAUAAACCGCUCCUUGGUAUUACCUUCAAUAGAUAAUGAGAUUGAAGAACAGGUCAACGCUGAUGAGACUGAUGUCACAGAAUUGUGUAAACAUCUUGAUAACUUGCACAGAUCCUGUGAAGAGAUUCCAAAUAAUGACAUGUCCAUGUCUUGCGACAGUGAUGAUAGCGUUGAAUUUUCGUCUGUGCGAGGAAGCUGUGAUAGCUAUUUCACAAGUGAACACGAAAUCAAUUGUUUACAUGAAUCAGUAGACGUUAGUUCUGAUCAGGCACUGCAGUGUAGUGAUCAUGCUUCUAGAAGUAGUAUGUCUAUCAGUUCAUCUCGUCAUUCUUCAGCCUUUGAAGAGCCAGCUUUAUCCGAGUCACCAAAAAUCAAGAAUAUUCAAAGAAAAAGCAUUGUUACUUCACCAAGUCUUCUGGUUGAGCAGAACAAUGUUAUGGAGAGCACCAAGUUUUGUGCAGAUGUUCCUCCAAUGAAGUCAGUCAGACAAAGUGAGCCAAUGCUGCGAUCAUCUUUAAGGUCAAGCAAGAUGUUUUCAGGAACUACUGAAUCUUUGGCUGCUAGCUUAAGAAGAGGCUUAGAAGUUAUUGAUACUCAUCAUCAGCAGCACAAUUUGUCAAAGUCUUCUGUUGCUUUCUCCUUUGAACACUUGAUGUUGAAAGCAUCUCCAGCAGUUGAUAAAGCAGUUCGUGCUUCUGUUCAAACAUUAUCAGUUGGUAGGCCAUCAAUUGAUGGAUCACCUUCUUCCCAUAUAUGCAUAUCUUGUCGUCAGGGGAAGGAGACAGAUGCUGCUCUAACCAUUGAUGGGCAGAAGGACCUUGAGAAAGUUUGCAGUGAACAAGCUGCUAAAAUUGAGGAGCUCAAUCGUUUGGUGGAGCAGUUAAGACAUCCACAAGAGAAAGAUAUUGCUCAAGAAAGUAGCCAAGAGAUUGAAGACAAGGAUCAAGAACUUGAAAUCAUAAAAGAAACAUGCAACAUUGAGGACAAGCGCGAGACAUCAUUAUCCUUUGAUAUGAGAGAAAAGGAAGAACUUCUGAUAGAAAUCCAGCUUCUGAAGAGCAAGUUACAGGCUUAUACUACUGCUGAUGCAGUUCCACACAAGUCCAUUGACAAGCUAAGGUCAUCUUUGUUAUCCCGUUCCAUGCAAUUACGGAAAAGCAUGAGCUCCCAGUUCAACAAUGCCGAAGAGUUGGAGAAGGAGCGAGAGAGAUGGACUGAGAUGGAGAGUGAGUGGAUUAACUUGACUGACGAACUAAGAAUUGACAUUGAAGCUCAUCGUCAACACGCUGAGCAGGUGGAGAUGGACUUGGAACAGCAGAAGAAGUACACAGAGGAAUUAGAUGAUGCCCUUCAUAGGUCAGUGCUUGGCCAUGCAAGAUUUGUGGAACAUUAUGUUGACUUACAAGAGAAGUACAAUCAUUUAUCAGAGAGUCAUAGAAGGAUAAUGGAAACUGUAACUGAUGUCAAGAAAGCAGCUUCAAAGGCGGGAGCUAAAGGUAGUGGUGCUCGCUAUGCUAAGGCUUUUGCAGCUGAGCUUUCUACAAUGAGGGCAGAAGAGAAGAGAGAGCGAGAACGGUUGAGAAGGGAGAAUAAAAGCCUUAGAUUACAGCUCAGAGAAACUGCUGAGGCUGUUCAAACUGCUGGUGAGCUACUAGUUCGACUCAGAGAAGCUGAGGAAGCUGCUUCAUUUGCUGAGUCGAAUCUGAGUGAUCUUCAGCAAGAGCAUGAGAGGUUGAGGAAGCAAAUGGAGAAACAGAAGAACAAACACAAGAUGGAAAUGGUAACAAUGAAACAGUACAUGGCUGAAAGUAAAUUGCCAGAAUCUGCAUUGAGGCCUGCAGUACAUUACGACGAGCCACUUCCCACCAGCACUUUUACAGCUCAAGAUGAUGAUGAUGCUUGGAAAGCAGAAUUUGGAGCCAUAUAUCAAGAACACCACCACUACUGAUUACUGAUUACUCAAGUCUCUGUGCAUUUGGGUUUUAGAUGUUGCUAAAUUUGAUAAUGCCUUUGACCCUUCUUGGGUCAUGGUGGUAUUCUGGUGUUGUACAAACCAACCAUGUCAAUCUCCAAUUCAGUUGGGGGUCACUAUGAUGAAUUUGUUGUCAAAUUGCCCAAGAACAAGGGAUAAUAACGAUGCCCAUUCUUUGAUUGAUUUAUUCGAUUACGAUGUUUUAA